AUGACUGUCCUGAGGGCUUGCAUCCUAAGCCCCGGCUCCCGCGAAGGCCAGCACCUGGAGCAAGGCAGCGGCCAGCCGGCCCUGAGCAGGGAUGGGGAAGAUGAGCACCGUCCACCUGCAGCCAGCGAUGACCUCCUGGCUGCCCUGAGGUGGCCCGGGCCCUCCCAGCAGCCGGGCGCUCUGGGGGGAACUCGCCGAGAGGCCUGGCCGGACCCCAGUGAGGUGUCGUGUGCCCCGGGGCAGGCCUGCAGCUGCCCGGUGUGGUCUGGAGGCAAGGAGCCUGGGACCAGAGAGAACAGCGGUAGCUCGGUGUCUUCCGGCCGCCUCUCCGGCUCUUCGGGGGGCCACGAGCUGUGCACACCUCCCCCCAGGCUCUGGAAGGAGCGGCCCCCCCAGGUGCUGGGGCCUCCACGGCAGCCCCAGUGGAGCGACCCCCGUCUGGAGCGGCUUCGUGACAAGAUCCGGGCCCAGGCAGCAUGGCAGGCCAGCUGCGGCUCGCUGGGCACCUCGGCGCCCUCCAGUGCCUCGCGCCUCGGCAGGGCUCCCAGGCCGGCGCCCCGGAAGAAGGUCCGCAAGGUGGCACACGUCCCUGCUGCCCAGGCAUGCCCAGAUUUCAGCAUCCCACGUGCCACUGAGAGCCUGACAGAAGACAAGGCGUCCACCAGCCAGGGCUGCGAGCCUGCCAGGGUCUCCCAGCGCCAGGCCUCCGUUCCAAGGGAAAAAACCAAAAGGUCCAAAGGUUGUUCUUGUAAAAGAGAGAAGCCUCCCAAGUCACCUUCUCCUGGAAGAGCUCCCAAAGGCAAAGGUGAGGAUUCUGAGUUGGUGGAUGUGUACUCCUGGAGGAGAGGACAAGCCCUGGUGAGGUUGCUGCUCGGGCCCCCUCCCAAGCUCCCUGGGCGCCGGAGCCGGGCACCCUCAAGAAAGCCAGCCCCCACCGCGGAAUUAGGACACAUCGAGAAGGUUCCAGCUGCUAAGUGUGGCCCUGACCCCACCCAGACGCCCAGCCCAGCCUGCAGUGACCAGCAGCUAUCUGCCACCACACCCAGCCUGGCCUCCCAGGACCAGCCAGCCACCAUCCAGAACGCCAUGGCCAUCCUGCAAGACCUCCGCCGGCAGAUCCAGGCCGGGCUGGACUUGGCCCGGCACCCGCAGUCCAGGCGGGCAUCGGAGCUAGGGCGUCCAAAACCAGGGCUGCAGGACCGGGCAGAGAGGAAGCAGCAGGGCCCCCAUAGUGCCCUGGACAUGCAGAGCGCCUUCUCGAAGAGGCCUUGGGCCACCACCGAGGACAAGGGUGGCCCCCUUGAGAGGGCCUGGAGCUUCCCUGGGCAGCAGCCCUGCAGUGCCUCGGCCAAGUGGGAGUCCUACCCACAGAGGGCCUGGGCAGCCAAAGCCUGGGACUCCUCCUUCCAGAGACCUGGGAGCCCACCCACAAGGCUGGGCUCCUCCCCACAGCGGACCUGGAGCACAUCAGCUGGCCAGGGCCGUGAAGACUGGGGUGCUCCUGUCCACCAGCUGUGGAACCCUCUGGAAAGGCCAAGUCCUCUGGCCCAGCGGCCCUGGAGCACCUCCUUCUUGCAGUGGCCAGGCGCCCGGAGCAAAGGCAGGGGCUCCGAUCUGCUGUCCUGGCCGACACCCGCUGGGAGCUUGCCUGGAGAUGCACCCGGGAAGGAGAACACGGAAGGGCUGACCACCGGCCAGAGGCCCCGGGGCGUCCCGGGCCCACCCCACAGCUCUGAGUCCUUGCGGGAGUUUAUGCGCCAGAAAGCGCUGGCGCGGCGGCGGCAGGCGCUGGAGGAGAAGGCCGCGGCCGCGCGGGCGCUGGAGCUGCGGAGCCGCCGGCUGCAGGAGGUGUACCGCAAGCAGAGGGAGGCGGUGCUCGGGAGGCCCGCCCCCGUGGUCUCCCAGACCAGCCCCGGCAUCGUGACCUUCGUGCCGCACUCUGCGCAGCCCGGGGGCCUGGACACCCCCGGGAGCCUGGGGCUGCCCGUGCUGGGGUGGAGUAAGGUGACUUCAGGCAUGGUGCUGGGGGACCAGGAGGCCCCGGGCAGCUUCUGCCUGUGUUUGAACAGAGCCUUCAGCCACCCCAAGAAUCGAGAGACGGAAGACAGUGCCCCCCUGCUGAUGUCCACCAACGCCUCCCUGCACCCCUGGAAGCUCCAGGACCUGCCCAUGAGCUGCCCACCGCAGCUGUGCAUCUAUCUGGACCCCAAGGAGGCUGAGAGCCUGGGCACGGCCCGCCCCCUGCUCUUCCAAUCCAAGCAGGCCCGGCUGCAGGCCCUGGAGACCACGGCCAACGUCCUGAAGCAGCGGAUCGACGUGCUCACUGAAAAGCUGCACAAGCCCGAGGCACUGGACCUGCUCCGGGACCCGGCCCUGAGCCUGCCACCACCCCUGCCGCCCAGCCCCAAGCCAGCCGCCGCCGCUGUCACAGCCCCAGCCUGGCCCAGAGCUUUGGAGCCCAGCAGGGAUAUGGGGGCGCUUCUCUCUCCCCCGUGCCUGCCGGACGGUGAGGCACUGCCCUGGCGCUCUGGCCGGGAGUGCUGGCAGCACGCGAACCCGUGGGACCAGUGCACGAGCAAGCUCCAAGGUAGGACGGUGCUGGGCCUCAGAGGGUCUCGAACCCCAGGGGUGACCAAUGGUCCCUUGGGCUGA
Molecule: messenger RNA, 2652 nt
Organism: Trichechus manatus latirostris (Florida manatee)
Lineage: Eukaryota; Metazoa; Chordata; Mammalia; Sirenia; Trichechidae
Gene: CCDC187
Product: coiled-coil domain containing 187
Exons: 8
Coding region: 1-2652 (883 amino acids)
Biological process (GO): microtubule anchoring
Cellular component (GO): centrosome
Molecular function (GO): microtubule binding
Source: RefSeq, a predicted model, not a curated record